AUGCCGCGCGCGACACCCCAACGCAUGCAGCGACCGCGCGUGAACGUCGCGCGUCGCGCGUCGCGUCCGUCGGCGUCGAACGCCGCGCACAGAGCGUCGACGAUGACUCGAGCGAGCGUCAAAGUCACAUUCCUUCCGAGCGACGGCUCGAGCGCGAUCGAGCGCGAGAUCACCGCGAACGAGGUCCUUCGCACGUGUGCGCUCGAGGCAAAGGCACCGUUGUACUCCGGAUGGGACUCGAUGAUGAACUGCGGUGGGUUGGGGAACUGCGCGACGUGCGCGGUGGACGUCAAGAGGGGCGGCGAGUUGCUGAGCGAGGAGACGGACGCGGAGAAGAGAAAGCGCAAGGCUGGGAAAUUGCAGGACACGUGGCGAUUGGCGUGUCAAUGCGUUGUGAAGUGCGACGAGGCGGCGGCGGGGACCGAGAUCGAGGUGGUGACGCGGCCGAAGAAGUAA
Molecule: messenger RNA, 456 nt
Organism: Ostreococcus tauri
Lineage: Eukaryota; Viridiplantae; Chlorophyta; Mamiellophyceae; Mamiellales; Bathycoccaceae
Product: 2Fe-2S ferredoxin-type domain
Exons: 1
Coding region: 1-456 (151 amino acids)
Biological process (GO): P450-containing electron transport chain
Cellular component (GO): mitochondrion
Molecular function (GO): 2 iron, 2 sulfur cluster binding
Source: RefSeq, a predicted model, not a curated record